GGGCGGAGUGAGAGGUUACUCUCAGCCACAAUGCUCGAGGCGAGCUGGGCUGUGAACGGAGUUCGGAAGGGGGUUUCUGGGCGUUCGACUAGUAGCCGGAGCAGGAAGGGCUUUGUCUGUGGCCUUCCCUACAUAGGUAUUUUGGAAUUCUGGAUCCUACUCUGAGCCUCAGCCGUGGUCACUACUGUUAGUUCACCGCCUUGCGUCCCAGGUGCUGAGCAAAUUGGCCGCGGGCGGGGAGGAGUACUGGAAGCGAUCUAGCCUCUUACCCCUCGAGAUCUUACCGCCUAGAUUUGGACCGGGUCACGUUUUAUUAAGGGGGUUGGGGAUCUCCAUGGAUGAGUAGCAGAUGGGCAGGACUUCAACUGGAGAGAAAGGAGAGAAUAAAUUAGAAUGGCCAUUCUGAGUCAGGAGAACUGCUUGAGCAAGGAGGGGAUUGCUUGAUAUAUUUGUUCAGCAGAGUGUAUUAGGAGCUAAGCCAUGAAAGGUUUUGAAAAUGAUUCAGGGCCUCUAAGGUUUGGUGUUUCCCUUUGAAGAUGCCCCUCUCAGACUUUGUUCUGGCCCUGAAGGACAAUCCCUACUUUGGGGCUGGAUUUGGGUUAGUGGGUGUGGGCACAGCCCUGGCCCUGGCCCGGAAGGGUGCCCAACUGGGUCUGGUGGCAUUUCGGCGCCAUUACAUGAUCACACUGGAAGUCCCUGCUCGAGACAGGAGCUAUGCCUGGUUGCUUACCUGGCUCACCCGUCACAGUACCCGUACUCAGCACCUCAGUGUUGAGACUUCGUACCUUCAGCAUGAGAGUGGCCGCAUCUCCACUAAGUUUGAAUUUGUCCCAAGCCCUGGAAACCACUUUAUCUGGUAUCAGGGGAAAUGGAUCCGAGUGGAAAGAAGCCGAGAGAUGCAGAUGAUAGACCUGCAGACAGGGACUCCGUGGGAAUCUGUCACUUUCACAGCUCUGGGCACUGACCGAAAGGUUUUCUUCAACAUCCUGGAGGAAGCUCGAGAGCUAGCCUUGCAGCAAGAGGAAGGGAAAACGGUGAUGUACACAGCCAUGGGCUCUGAAUGGCGUACCUUUGGCUAUCCACGCCGCCGCCGGCCGCUGAGUUCUGUGGUUCUAGAACAGGGUCUGGCUGACCGAAUUGUCAGAGACAUCCGGGAAUUCAUUGAUAACCCCAAAUGGUACACCGACAGAGGCAUUCCCUACAGACGUGGCUACCUGCUUUAUGGGCCCCCUGGUUGUGGAAAAAGCAGUUUUAUCACAGCCCUGGCCGGGGAACUGGAGCACAGCAUCUGCUUGCUGAGUCUCACGGACUCCAGCCUCUCCGAUGACCGGCUCAACCACCUGCUGAGCAUGGCCCCGCAGCAGAGCCUGGUGCUCCUGGAGGACGUGGAUGCUGCCUUUCUCAGUCGAGACCUGGCUGCAGAGAACCCAGUGAAGUACCAAGGUCUAGGCCGUCUCACCUUCAGUGGAUUGCUCAAUGCUUUGGAUGGUGUAGCUUCCACUGAGGCACGCAUUGUGUUCAUGACCACCAACCAUGUUGACAGGCUGGAUCCUGCUCUGAUACGUCCCGGGCGAGUAGACCUGAAAGAGUACGUGGGCUACUGCUCACACUGGCAGCUGACCCAGAUGUUCCAGAGGUUCUAUCCUGGGCAAGCAUCUUCCUUGGCUGAGGCCUUUGCAGAACGUGUCCUUCAAGCUAGAACUCAGAUCAGUCCUGCCCAGGUGCAGGGCUACUUCAUGCUGUACAAAAAUGACCCUGCAGGGGCAAUUCACAAUGCUGAGUCUCUGAGGUGACAACCAAGCUGUACUCAGCUGUCCUCUAGGAGAUCAAUAAAACACCUGCCACACUA
Messenger RNA from Manis pentadactyla (Chinese pangolin), 1849 nucleotides. It is a transcript of the gene BCS1L, whose product is annotated as mitochondrial chaperone BCS1. Gene Ontology annotation, molecular function: ATP hydrolysis activity; ATP binding. Gene Ontology annotation, cellular component: mitochondrial inner membrane. NCBI's taxonomy places the organism in Eukaryota, Metazoa, Chordata, Mammalia, Pholidota, Manidae. The transcript has 8 exons. The coding region runs from base 537 to 1793 and encodes 418 amino acids. Gene Ontology annotation, biological process: mitochondrial respiratory chain complex III assembly; protein insertion into mitochondrial inner membrane from matrix. The record is from RefSeq and is a predicted model, not a curated record.